AUGCAGACUGCUUCUACAAACAUUUGUGAAAGUAUGGGUUGCUCUCAGGAGCUCAGUGAAUUGAAGUGUGGUACCGUGAUAGGUUGCCACCUGUGCAAUAAGUCCAUCCAUGAAAUUUCCUUGCUACUAAUACUCCAUGGUCAACUGUUAGUGGUAUUAUAACAAAGUGGAAGCAACUGGGAACAACAGCAACUCAGCCACCAAAUGAGCGGGGUCAGCGCAUGCUGAAGCGCACACUGCGCAGAAGUAUCCAACUUUCUGAAGACUCAAUAGCUAAAGGCCUCCAAACUUCGUGUGACCUUCAGAUUAGCACAACAACAGUGUGUAGAGAGCUUUCCAAAUGCAAUG
Messenger RNA from Staurois parvus, 348 nucleotides. The record is from the annotation of a GenBank genome assembly. NCBI's taxonomy places the organism in Eukaryota, Metazoa, Chordata, Amphibia, Anura, Ranidae.